This is a messenger RNA of Etheostoma cragini (Arkansas darter), 12255 nucleotides long. It is a transcript of the gene ep300b, whose product is annotated as E1A binding protein p300 b. The transcript has 32 exons. The record is from RefSeq and is a predicted model, not a curated record. Gene Ontology annotation, biological process: positive regulation of transcription by RNA polymerase II. Gene Ontology annotation, molecular function: protein binding; zinc ion binding; transcription coactivator activity. NCBI's taxonomy places the organism in Eukaryota, Metazoa, Chordata, Actinopteri, Perciformes, Percidae. Bases 2062 to 11142 code for a protein of 3026 amino acids. Gene Ontology annotation, cellular component: transcription regulator complex; histone acetyltransferase complex.
CCCUCCUCCCUUUCACGCCUAAUGUUGCUGUACCUCCAACCCUCCCCCCUGUAUCAGAGGAGUAGAAACAACAAGCGCCAUUUUGUUUAGCGGACAGACCGUCAGAAACAGGAGGAGAUAACUGAGAGACGAGCGACUCCGGUAACCGACGGCAGCUAAACCGGGAACCACCGGAGGAGGAAAGAGUGGCGAAACCCUCCGUGUAAUCAAGACAGAGAAGGCAACACCAAAAAGAUACGACGUCAGUGGAGAGGAAACCGAAUCGGUGAUAUAUGUAUGCGUGAGAAGGAAAUACUCCGAAAAAUCCAAGGAAGGGGGUGUUUUGCGGAGCGGAGACAGAGAGGAGAGGCGGAAGAGGGCUACAUAUUAUCAUAACGAGGAAAAACCUACGAAAAAGGGAAAGCAUCAAUAUGAAAAAUCAUUAUGUGUCCCUCGCGGAGGAAGGAAAGAGUCCGCAUAGACAAUUAUAUAAAUAAAUUGCUGCCGGGCAGAAGGGAAAGGUGGAAAGAAAGACGGGUUUAAAGAGAAGGGUAAAAUUGCCAGGAUCAACACGAAGGGGGGCAUUCUCCAUCACAAAGAGUCAAUGAGAGGAUUUUGUCAGCCCAAAAUAUUUUAGGGGGGUGGGUGUCAACAUUAGUGUGCCGAUCUGAAAUAGCCAUAAUUUCUUAGCGAGCUACCGUCAUUUUUUAAAUCACAUUUUUGCCUGUCGCCGUCGCUGUGCUCCGGAUUUUGGUUAACCUCUUUCUUCUUUUUACUUGCAUGGCCAAGACAACAUAUAAGCAGUACAUUACAUGUAUAUUUUUUGGGAAUAUGUUUAAUUCUUUUCAUUAUCUGAGAUUUAAAGUGCUUAGACCAAGCGAAAACCGGAGGAGGAACCUCUUGUGGAGCACAAGAUAAGUAACCCCACAGAUAGUCCUCUGCAAAAUAAAACUAAUUGGCUCAAUCUGACUGCCCACUGAUUAGCAAUUAGUGCUGUGAUUGCCCUCAAGAACUGUAAAAGAAAUAAAGUCUGCAUUAGAAUCAACCGCACACGAGCAGGGAUUUUCGACAAGAUUUUCCAUUUUCAACCUUUGCCAUCCCUGCUGCCUGCAAUAGGCACGAUCGCGCUAAAGGGUUGCAACAACCAAAUGUGCAAUACGAGUCUGUUUUUUCCCCCCGACCCAGUGCCUUGCAUGGUCAAACACUAAGUGCACAUUUUAGUCAGCAUGCACAUGCUUAAUAAAAGUCAUGCAUGGAUUUUUACAUUCGCAAUAUAUUUCCCUGUUAUCUGAGUGAGUGUGAGACUCCAGUGUUUUCAUCUUUCUGCAGGACUGUUCUAUUUAUUCAGUUACUGUUAAGCCAAUGCAAGUUUUUUUUCUCUCCUAGUAUUGCACUUGAGAGUAGCCUACCACUUACGCUUUAAUUGUAUUUGAGAACUACUGCUGGUGUCCCACACCGGUUGACUGCCUUUUUGGUUUGGAAACGUAAAGGAAUCAGCGGCAGCAGUGAGAUGUGUGGUCAGAUGAGAGAAAUGGUAAAUGCAACCGAGGAUCUGAAAACUGUUGCAUGAGAGAACGGCCUCCACAAGUUAACACAGGGAUACUCUUGGUUUGUAUUUUUGGGUCAUAAUUAUCAUUUCCGUGCCCUAACCGAGACUCUCCGCUGGGCCGGUUCAGACCUGAAAUACAGGAUUUCUCCGCCGACUAUGGCGGACAGGACUGAGUGCAGCACGGAGGACGGAUCUUGGGACAAUUUUUGUGUCGCAGAAGAGGCUACAUGAGGUUGUCAGAGGGCCGCACGCUUGCCUUUUUUGCCGACUCCACCUUCCCACCUCCUCCUGUUCAAAUCUGUGAAGAAACAAAAUCUCCGAGAGGGGAGGGGGACUGAUAUCUGCAGAGAGGAAUAAACCGACAGGGAGAACUGUGAGGGAAAGAGUUCAACAUUGCUCUCUUCUCCCCUACCGUCCCCCAAGCGGUGGGGGAACGAUCAGAAGCGUUUCUUAAAGGGAUAAGGAGAAGCAAAUAAAGGAAAUACGUUUGCCCUCCGUGGAUCUACAGCAUUUUUUUUUAAUUCGUCAAAAAUAUGGCCGAUAAUGUCCUGGAGUCCGGCCCGCCUUCAGCCAAGAGGCCCAAGCUGUCCUCUCCAGCUCUCUCGGUGUCUGCUAGUGAUGGAAAUGAUUUUGGUUCACUCUUUGACCUGGAACAUGACCUCCCAGAUGAGCUCAUCAGUUCCUCUGACCUUGGGCUAACAAACGGAGGGGAUGUUAGCCAACUCCAUACCAGCCUUGGUGGACUUGGAGGAGGGCUCGGUUUGGGAGGCCAAGAUGCAGCGGCAAAACACAAACAGCUAUCUGAGCUCUUGCGCGCUGGAGCUCCAGCACAGCAGGGUGGCCCUACAUCCAACAGCACAUCAUCUGGGGCUUCCAUGGGGAUGAUGGGGAGUGUCAGUGUCUCCCCUGGUGGACCACAAGGCAUGCCCCCCCAGGGCCAGCAGCAGCAACCUGGUUUAAUGCAGCAGGUUGGGAUGGUUGGUGGUGUUGCAGCGAUGAGCCGGGCAGCUGCAAUGAUGGGUGUCCAGAAGGCUAACACUGGACAGCAGCAGCAAGGCCUGAUGGGCGGGCAGGUGAUGAAUGGCUCACCAAGAAUGGGUUACCCUGGCAGUGCAGGCAUGGGUAACAACAGUAAUCUGUUGGCGGAAACCCUACAGCAGCAAGGCAGUCAGCAAAUGGGACCCGGGGGUCAGGCAGGGAUGAGACCACAGCAACCCGGUGCACUAAACAAGAUGAAUAUGAUGGCCAAUGCGGGCCCCUAUGGUGGUCCGUAUGGCCAGUCUGGCCAGGGGCUGCCAGGAGCAGGGCCGGGCCCACAGCUCCAGAAUAAGGCAGGUCUGCCCAACAAUAUGGCCAACCAGUUUAACAUGGACAAGAAGGCACCACCGAUUCAAGGCAUGCCUGGGAUGGCCUCUCAGCAGCAGCAGCCCGGAGCAGUUGGUGGUGUAUCUGUCAGCGGAGCAACAGCGGUGGGUGGCGCCCAGGUUGGGCUUAAUGCCGUAGGGGCAGGUCCCGGCACAGCGCCGCCUACCGCAGACCCCGAGAAACGGAAGCUGAUUCAACAGCAACUGGUCCUUUUACUCCACGCGCACAAGUGCCAGCGGAGGGAGCAGGCCAACGGGGAAGUGCGGCAGUGCAACCUACCCCACUGCCGCACCAUGAAGAACGUGCUCAACCACAUGACUCAUUGCCAGGCUGGCAAGUCCUGCCAGGUGGCACACUGUGCCUCAUCCAGACAGAUCAUCUCACAUUGGAAGAAUUGCACACGACAUGACUGUCCUGUAUGCCUGCCACUGAAAAAUGCUGGAGACAGGAGGAAUCAGCAGUCUCUUGUUAACAGUGCAGGAGUGGGUUUGGUGAGCGCUUUAGGGUCAGGGGUGCCUGGUGGACAGUCCAACACUCCAAACCUAAACCCUCCCAACCAGAUUGACCCCAGCUCCAUAGAGAGGGCCUACGCUGCACUAGGCCUCACUUACCAGGGCAACCAGAUACUACAGCAAGCCAACAUGCCAAACCAGGGAUUGCAGGGGCAGCCUGGGAUGAGGACUCUAAACACCAUGGGUGGAAACUCUAUGGGAGUGAAUGGUGGAGUUGGAGUGCAAUCCCCCAACCAGCAGUCCAGCCUACUGCCAAACGCCUUGUUGCAUAGCAGCAUGAAUGCACAAAGUUUGAUGAGUGAUGGUGUGGGGAACUUGGGCUCGAUGCCCACCGCAACUCCUCCUUCUGCUGCAGGCAUGAGGAAGUCCUGGCAUGAAGACAUUACGCAGGACCUCCGCAACCACCUUGUCCACAAGCUUUUGUGCAUGUGUGAGAGUAGUGUGCAGGCAAUCUUCCCCACUCCUGAUCCGGCGGCCCUGAAGGAUCGGCGGAUGGAAAAUCUAGUGGCUUACGCUCGAAAAGUAGAGGGGGACAUGUACGAGUCGGCCAACAGUAGGGCGGAGUACUACCAUCUGCUGGCAGAGAAGAUCUACAAGAUCCAAAAGGAGCUGGAGGAAAAGAGAAGGACACGACUUCAGAAGCAGGGCAUGAUGCCUGGCCAGCCUGGCAUAGCCUCCCCAGGCCUCCCGCAGGUGCCUCCCAUCAUGGGGCAGCCGCCCAUGGCCCCUGGUCAACCCCCGAAUGGUCCUCACGCUGAUCCGUCCAUGGUCCGACCAGCUGGACCCAAUCAGAUGGUCAACCGAAUGCAGAACCCACCAGGAAUGAACCAGUUUGGUCAGAUGGGGAUGCCGUCGAUGGGUCAGAGGUCUCCUCUUCCUCUGAAUGCUCCAAUGAACCAGAUGGGUAUGGGAGCAACAAGGAUGGGUCAACCCAAUGCUACACAGUUACAGAACCAGUACCUCCCUCCAGGCCAGUUUCCUGGGUCCAGUCCUGGACUUGGUUCUGGUCCUGUUGUUAUGAACCAGCCAGGAACACAGACUGCUGUGCCACAGCAGAACCAGAUGUCAACGCCACCUUCCCUCCCAGUCGGCAGCCCUGCAGCACAGUCUGCCUCUUCGGCUCCAGGCUCCGCAGCCUCUGUAGGCUCCAUGGGGUCUGGCAGUGCCAGUAGAGCUGGGCCUUUGCCCAACAUGCCUCCAUCCUCCACCCCCACCCAGGCUAACUCAUAUCCUCACUGCCCUCCCGUCCGAACAAACUCCCCCUCACCGGCACGCAGCUUAACGCCUCAACCGCAUCAAACACCCCCCACGUUACCUCGUUCUCAGACCCCACAGCCACAGACUCCCGGCACACCCCAGCUGCCCUCUCCACAGCACCCCCAUCAGCAGCAGCAACAGCAACAGCAGCAGCUGCAGCAGCAACAACAACAGCAGCAGCAGCAGCAACAACAACAACAGCAGCAGCAACUGCAGCAGCAGCAGCAGCAGCAACUGCAGCAGCAACUGCAGCAUCAGCAACAUCAGCAGCAGCAACAACAUCAGCAGCAGCAACAACAACAACAACAGCAGCAGCAGCAGCAACAACAGCAGCAGCAGCAACAACAGCAGCAGCAGCAGCAGCAGCAGCAGCAACAACAGCAGCAACAUCAACAUCAGCAGCAGCAGCAACAACAACAACAACAGCAUCAACAGCAACACGCUUCGCAACAGCAGCAGCCAUCGGGGCAGGCAGUAAACUCGGAGAAGGCCAACCAGAUUCCACAGCAGACUCUUGGGGGUGUGGCUUCCUCAGGCCCCCAAGCAGGUCCACUUUCUUCGGUGCCUACCCAGAAUGCUCAAGUGCCAAUGCAGCAGCCGCAGACCCCAGUAUCCAUAAAGCCUUCCCUGACAGGUGAUGGUCAGGUGUCCUCUCCCAGCUCAGUCAGCAGCAGUGCAGAUCCCAACUCCCAGCUCACCCAGGUGGACGGCCCUGCUCCCAGCCAGGAAGAUGUCAAAAUGGAGGUGAAGAAGCAGGAGGAAGAGGACGACGAAGGGGCUGACACCGAAGGAGAGGGCAAGGGAAAGAUGGGCAAGGGUCAGCAUGACGUGAAGACAGAGGAGAAACCAGAGGUAAAGAAAGAGAAGCCGUCAGGAGAUGGGUGUAAAGGCGAGCCCAUGGAUACAUCUUCAUUCUCAGCGUCAUCGUCGGUAGCAACAGGUGAAGACAAGAAGCCGGAGGUGAAGAAAGAGCCCAAAGAGGAAGAGGAGGGGUCAGGGUCAACAGCCAACAGCAGCUCUCCAGCCAGCGCUCAGAGCAAGAAGAAAAUCUUUAAGCCGGAGGAGCUGCGUCAGGCUCUAAUGCCCACCCUGGAAGCUUUGUACCGGCAGGACCCUGAGUCCCUUCCCUUCCGUCAGCCGGUGGACCCCCAGUUACUGGGAAUACCCGUACGUAUUCGAACUAGUAACAAAACUAACCUGGACUACUUUGACAUCGUAAAGAACCCCAUGGAUCUGUCGACCAUCAAGCGGAAACUGGACACGGGACAGUACCAAGAGCCUUGGCAGUACGUCGAGGAUAUCUGGCUGAUGUUCAACAAUGCCUGGCUGUACAACCGCAAGACGUCCCGUGUCUACAAGUACUGCUCCAAGCUGGCUGAGGUGUUUGAGUCUGAGAUCGAUCCCGUCAUGCAGGGCCUGGGAUACUGUUGUGGGAGGAAGUAUGAGUUUUCACCCCAAACUCUAUGCUGCUAUGGAAAACAGUUAUGCACCAUCCAACGUGACGCUGCUUAUUUUAGCUACCAGAACAGUUCACCAAAAUAUGGGCUUCUUGCUGACAGGUACCACUUCUGUGAGAAGUGUUUCAACGAAAUCCAGGGCGAGAGUAUUUCCUUGGGGGACGACCCCUUGCAGCCUCAGACGUCCAUCAACAAAGAACAGUUCCAACGGAAGAAGAACGACACACUUGACCCUGAGUUACUUGUGGAAUGUGGAGACUGCGGUCGUAAAAUGCACCAGAUCUGUGUCCUGCAUCAUGAUACCAUAUGGCCUUCGGGCUUUGUAUGCGACAACUGCCUCAAAAAGGCCAAUAAGACACGGAAAGAGAACAAAUAUGCAUCCAAAAGACUUCCUCAGACCAAGUUGGGGUGCUAUUUGGAGACACGAGUGAAUGAUUACAUCAAGCGGCACAAUCUCCCUGAAGCUGGCGAUGUCACCAUUCGUGUGGUGCAUGUCUCAGACAAGGUGGUUGAGGUCAAGCCGGGCAUGAAAUCCAGGUUUGUCGACAGUGGAGAGAUGUCGGAGUCAUUCCCCUACAGGAUGAAAGCCUUGUUUGCAUUUGAGGACAUUGAUGGAGCGGAUGUGUGUUUUUUUGGGAUGCACGUUCAAGAGUACGGCUCGGACUGCCCGCCUCCCAAUCAGAGACGAGUGUACAUCUCUUACCUGGACAGUGUGCACUUUUUCCAACCUCGAGUCAUCAGAACUGGUGUCUACCACGAGAUCCUGAUAGGCUACCUGGAGUAUGUCAGGAGGCAGGGAUAUACAACGGGUCAUAUCUGGGCCUGUCCACCCAGUGAAGGGGAUGAUUACAUCUUCCAUUGUCACCCAGCGGACCAGAAGAUCCCCAAGCCAAAGCGGCUGCAGGAGUGGUACAGGAAGAUGCUGGACAAGGCUGUUGCUGAGCGCAUUGUCCAUGAUUACAAGGAUGUCUUCAAGCAGGCAACAGAGGACCGGCUGACCAGUGCCAAAGAGCUGCCAUACUUUGAAGGUGACUUCUGGCCAAACGUACUGGAAGAGAGUAUCAAGGAGCUGGAGCAGGAAGAGGAGGAGAGAAAGAGGGAGGAGAACAGUACCUCCAACGAGAGCACAGAUAUCACAAAAGGAGACAGCAAGAAUGCCAAAAAGAAGAACAAUAAAAAGACAAGCAAGAACAAGAGUAGCAUGAGCCGAGCCAAUAAGAAGAAACCAGGGAUGCCCAAUGUUUCCAAUGACCUUUCCCAGAAACUCUACGCCACCAUGGAGAAACAUAAGGAGGUGUUCUUUGUCAUCCGCCUCAUUGCUUGCCCCACUGCCAACUCACUGCCCCCCAUCACUGACCCUGACCCCCUCAUGGCCUGUGACCUGAUGGAUGGCCGCGACGCCUUCCUGACUUUGGCCAGGGACAAGCACCUAGAGUUCAGCUCUCUCAGGAGGGCCAUGUGGAGCACCAUGUGUAUGUUGGUGGAGCUGCACAACCAGAGCCAGGAUCGCUUCGUCUACACCUGCAAUGAGUGUAAACACCACGUGGAAACCCGCUUCCACUGCACUGUCUGCGAGGACUAUGACUUGUGCAUCACCUGCUACAACACUAAAGGUCAUGAGCACAAGAUGGAUAAGCUGGGGCUUGGACUGGACGAUGACAGCAACAAUCAGGCAGCAGCAGCUACCCAGAGCCCCGGAGACUCUCGUCGUCUCAGCAUCCAGCGCUGCAUCCAGUCGCUGGUCCACGCGUGCCAGUGCCGCAACGCCAACUGCUCCCUGCCGUCCUGCCAGAAGAUGAAGCGCGUUGUUCAGCACACAAAAGGCUGCAAGCGCAAGACAAAUGGCGGCUGUCCUAUUUGCAAGCAGCUCAUUGCUCUUUGCUGCUACCAUGCCAAACACUGUCAGGAGAACAAAUGUCCCGUCCCGUUUUGUCUAAACAUCAAGCAAAAGCUCCGGCAGCAGCAGCUGCAGCACAGGCUCCAGCAGGCCCAGAUGUUACGGAGGAGGAUGGCCAGCAUGCAGAGGGUGGGGCAGGCAGCCGGAGGGCCACCGGGAGGACCUGUUGUAGGACUUCCAUCACCAGGGAACAAUGGUACCACGGCACCCAGUACCCCAACCUCUGGUGGAACCCAACCCCCAACACCCCAGACUCCAACUCAGACCAUGCCUCCAGUCACGCAGCAGGGAAUGGGCUCUGGAUCUGGAGUUCAGCAGCAGCAGCAGCAGCAGCAGCUGGUUGGAAUGCCCCCACAAAGUGCCAUGCCUUCUCAACACCCCCUUCACCACCAGUUCCAGCAGAUGGCUGGUGGAGGAGGUGUGGCUGGGGGGAUAAUGAGCUCUCCCCAACAUCAGCAGCAGAUGCUUCCUCAGGGCCAGCAGCAGCAAAUUGGAGCUGGGACCAACCCCCAACAACUCCAUCAGCACCCCAACAAUUUGCCUCCAUAUGCCAGCAGACCCCCAGGCUCAUCCCCAAUCCAUCAGUCCCAGGGCAAACCGGUCCUUGGCUCUGCAACACCUCCCCAGCAGCAGCUUGGUGGGAGUGUUGGGGGUCAACAGCCUCUGAGCCAGGCCCAGGGCCAGUCGUCCCUUUCGCAGCAGCAGCAGCCCCCCUCUGGCCCUCCACCGGCAGCAGUAGAAAUUGCCAUGAAGAUCCAACAGGUAGCCGAUGCUCAGAGGAAGAUGGCUCUUCAGAGACAAGCAGCUCAGGCAGCUGCUGGCUUGAUGCCUCCUCACCCUCACCACCAACAGGGUCAGGGUCAACAGAUGGGCAUGGGGCACCCAGGGGCUCCAGGGAUGGUUGGAACCCAGGGUAUGGCUCCACAGACCCAAGCAGCAGUGACAGCUUCCCGGGCCCACAUGGAUCAACAACAAGGUGCUUCACCAGGGAUGAUGGUUGGUGCUGGUGGGUCCAUGCAGCAACCCCCUCAACAGGGUAACCUGCCCCAGGGCCAUCUGCCCCCUCAAGUACAGCUUCAACAGCAGAGGAUGGGUGUUCCACAUCAAAACCCUCAGCAGCAGCAGCAGUGGUCAGGCCAGGGGAUGCCACCUCAGCAGCGGCAAACUAUGAUGAACCAAAUGAGCCAUCCAGCCAUGAUGGCAGCUCAACAACAGCAGCAAAUGCAACAACAACAACAGCAACAACAACAGCAGCAACAACAACAACAACAACAGCAGCAGCAGCAGCAGCAGCAACAACAGCAGCAGCAACAACAACAACAACAACAACAGCAGCAACAAGCUCAGGGCCAUGCUGCCUUGAUGAAUAUGGUACAACAGCAAGGUGCUGGUGGUGGUGGUGGUGGGAUCCCAGGAGGAGCUGUCCCUGGAGUUGCUGGUGUCCCCGGGGCGGGUGUUGCCGGUGGGAACAUCCCCCAGGCAGCCCUGCAGGAGCUGUUACGGACUCUCCGCUCGCCUAGCUCACCACUCCAACAACAGCAAGUCCUCAACAUCUUGCGAUCUAACCCACAGCUCAUGGCUGCUUUUAUCAAGCAGAGAGCAUCAAAAUACAAGGGGGUUCAGGGGGGACCAGGUGGUGUACCUGGGGGUGCUGGUCCCACAGGGGGUCCUGUUGGUAAUGUUAUGGCAGGAGGGGGCCCACAGGUGAACAUGAAUGCUACUGGGGGCGGCCAGCCAGGGAUGCAUAUGGGUGGUCAGGGAGGGACAAAUGUCAACAUGCCCACUAUGGCCCAGUUACAGCAAGUUCAGCAGCAGCAGCAGAUACAACAACAGCAGCAGCUACAGCAGCAGCAGCAGCAGCAACAACAGCUACAACAGCAACAGUUACAGCAACAGCAGAGGCCGCUUCUCAGCAGUUUACAACAGCAGCAAGUGGCAGCUCUCCAGCAGCAGCGGCAACAACAGCAGCAACAACAACAGCAGCAGCAGCAGCAGCAGCAAGGGGGAGGGGGAGGCGGAGGAGGCGGAGUUAUGCAGGGCCAGGGGCCACAGAUGGGAAUCAACAGUCCCCAGUUUAGAGAGCUGCUGCUGAGACGGCAUCUUCAACAGCAGCAGCAGCAGCAGCAGCAGCAACAACAACAGCAGCAGCAAAUGGGAGUAAGUCAUGGUCAGUUCCAGCAGCCACAGCCACCACAGGGGCAAAGCUACAUGGGACAGCCUGGAAUGCAGCCUCCUGCCGUGGGACAGGGACCACCUGGAGGUCCACCUCAUGGCCCCCAGCAGCCUGGUGGCCCCCCAGGCCAGCAGGGGCAGGGUUACCCUGGGUCAGUGACGCAGCAGCAGGUCACAGCUGCACUACAGCAGAGGCUCCAACACCAGCACCACCUCCAGAUGCAGCAGCAGAAUGCCAUGGCUGGGCUGCCAGGGGGUGAUGCAGGGCCAGGUGUAGGAGGUCCUCAGCAGCCACCCCAGGGCCCUCAGCCCACUCAAAGUGGCCCCCCACCUCCAUCUUCUCAGGCGCUGCUCCAACAGGCCAUCCACCAGAGGCUGCAGCAGCAGCAGCAGCAGCAGCAGCUCCAGCAACAACAACAACAACAACAGCAGCAGCAACAACAGCAGCAACAACAGCAGCAGCAGCAGCAGCAGCAUCAUCAUCAUCUGGGCCCUGGGGGGUCACCAGCCCAUCACAGUAAUCCCAUGAGCCCUCAGCAGCCACAGCAGAUGGCCCAGUCCCCACACCCACACCAACACCUGUCCACAUCGCUAGCUAACCAGGUGCGAUCCCCACAACCUUCACCCAGACCCCAGUCCCAGCCGCCACACUCCAGCCCAUCCCCACGCAUGCAGCCCCAGCCCUCCCCACAUCACAUCUCCCCUCAGAUGCAGACGGGUUCCCCACACCCAGGCCACCUGAACCAGCACCACCCGGGCAUGGUGGUCCCUCCACAGCCAACGAGCCAGCAGCAGCAGCAACAGCAGCAACAGAACUCUAUGGAGCAGUUUGGGUCGGACCAGAACGGCAUGCUAUCUCAGCUGAGUGGCAUGGCUGGUCUACAUGGGCCGGGGGGCAACAGUCAGGACCCGCUUGGCCAGAAUAUGAAUCACAACUCUUUAGACCUCAUGUAGGAAUUCUACUUAACGUGUCAAGUUGAGCUGAAACUCUGAAGCUCUGUGAUUCUUCGCACAAACUGCACUCACCCAGGACAGUGUUAUUGUUAUUACUUAGCCUUUCUUUUUUUAUACAAUUAUAACAUGUUAUUUAAAAUGUUCUCAACAAAGAUGCAUUGAACUGACCUUCCUAUGGGAGAUGAACAAUAAAUCAAGCAGUCGUUAAAUAAAUUAGAAUAAAUGAAUUGUAAGUUAUUGCUGUUAAUAUAUUUUUUUGCCAAUUGUGGACAAAGAGGGGGAUGGUUUCUCUAGCACCCCUCCUCCCUCACCCCCACCUCUUGCUGAAUACAAGAAAGGUGAUAUUUUCGGGGUUUUGGGGGUAAAUAGGAGUACUUUUUUUAAGAAAUGUUUUUAAAAUUUUAAAAGUGGUCAAGGAUUAAAGAUGAAAUGAUUUAAUGCAAAGAACUUUUUUUAUCGGUUUCAUUAUCCCAUCAUUCAAUCUGUCUGUCUCUUUCUGUUUUGCAGAGUGAUGUAGAUGAUUAUUAAUGUAAAUCCAAACAUGAUGCAUAUCCAUUUUUUUUUAAUAUUUGAGUUUGCUUUAUUUAUUUUUUUCUUUUUGGGGGGUGGGGGUGUUAUGUUCCCUGAGACUGCUACAAUUCGUAUAGAAAUAUAUUUUUGUUAUGACUGUUAUGAUGGGGGUAGUGGAUAUUUCAUUUCACUUUGGGUGUCUUUAGUUGGGUCUGCCCAGGUGGGAAUAAUUAAAUGUCAGUGUUUUAUUGCAGUGGUUGGGGGGGGGGUCUGCUAUGCGUUUGACAUGUUGAACGGACAUUGUGACGUCCCAACCAGCUUCUGUAUUGGACAUCGGUCACGCUGGACGGGACUCCUCCCUCGCAAACAUGCAAGCCCUCUCCCUCGAAUGUGUGUGCACUCCUUCCUUUAAAGACCCUUAAUAUGGAUCAGUGGAGGCUUGGGGAGGGGGGUGCAUACCUGUGUGCCUGAAACAUUUUGAGUACAUGGGCUGGGAUGUGAAAAAAUGGGUGGGGUGGGCUCCUUUAGUGUUUUUAGCAUUCCGCUGUUUGGCAUAAACAGAGGAUUUUGAUCCAAAUGAACUGUGUUGCACGGAAAAGAGGA